Trypanosoma rangeli is the source of this 579-nucleotide messenger RNA. RefSeq names its product Variant surface glycoprotein. Bases 1 to 579 code for a protein of 192 amino acids. The record is from RefSeq and is a predicted model, not a curated record. The transcript has a single exon. NCBI's taxonomy places the organism in Eukaryota, Euglenozoa, Kinetoplastea, Trypanosomatida, Trypanosomatidae.
AUGAUCUUCGGCUCGGAGCCACCGCUGUAUUUGAAGCCCGUUGGACGCCGCGGCCUGCGGCGGCACGAUGCGGAUGUUCUGCAGCACUACCCGGGCUACGUGCACCCCGUUGUGCAGUUCCCAGGGAGUGACGGGUACAUCGGCGAUAACCACCGCCUGCACCCGUUCCUCACCUCCGCAGAAGAGUUGCGACACGAGCGGGUGGUGGAGGCCGAGCGUCGGCAACGCGUUAUCGAGGCACGCCGAAGACGCUACUGUGAGCAAGAAACUAGUUUGAGACAGCGGAGGGAGGAGGAGUUUCAACGGGAGCAGCGUCACAAGGAAAAAAUAGCCGGUCUCUCGAUUCGAAACGAACCCGGCGACGGGCGUGAUACCAUCACGCAGCGCUGCGUGACCGUGGGCGCACUCCGUCAACAUGAGUACACGGCUGCGGCGGAAAGGCACAAAUACUUUGUGAGACAACGUCGUCUAUUUGAAAAAAACAAUGUUCAUGGGUACAACAUUAUAACAGGUGGAGAGUUGCCUUCAAUAGUUGUACCACCGAUGCCGGUCCGUCCACCCGCCGCGGAAAUAGCCUAG